This is a messenger RNA of Scaptodrosophila lebanonensis, 5690 nucleotides long. RefSeq names its product protein telomere ends associated-like. The coding region runs from base 109 to 5556 and encodes 1815 amino acids. Lineage: Eukaryota; Metazoa; Arthropoda; Insecta; Diptera; Drosophilidae. The record is from RefSeq and is a predicted model, not a curated record. The transcript has 20 exons.
CAGCGCUGUGGAUCACGACAGUUCUGACCAAAUAUAUUCAUCUGUGGAUAACCGUUUGGUGAUAUUAAGAGGAAUACAAUAUUCGCUGCGUAGGUAGAGAAAUCCACAAUGGCCUCUGCAAAAGUGGUCACCACCAGCGAGCUAAACGAACUCAAAUAUAAUAUUCAGGAUAUCAGAGGAGCUCGUUUUAAAUUUCCAGUUUCUUUAGAGACAUUCAAACGACAUAUUAACUAUGAUGAGCUCAUAAGACCAAUAUUAAUGAAAGCUGCACAAGACGAAUCAAAAGCAGCCGCGAUGAUGAAUUGCCCCAAACAAUGUGAUUGGCAGUUCUUACGCUUCUAUCGCUCUUUUUACGUGUAUCCGGACAGGCGCCAGCAAUAUAAUUAUCAUUUUAAAACAGAUAAUGCAGUGUUAAAACAGCGCUUAUUGAGCCUAGCUGAACCCCUUAAUGAAAAGGCACUGAAAAUAUUCAGCUCAAAUCAGACUUUUGAACGUCCAAAACCUUCAACAGAAACAGACCUAAACGGCUAUUCAAUCCAAGAAUCUUUGUUACCUGUGAACUUUAAGAAUUUUAGUCGGCACAUACUGAAUCUGCCAGAUAUUGUGGACAAUAUGUUGUGUUCUAAGGAAUAUAGCUGUAUGAGCAAGGAAGAAUGCGCAAAAAAGUAUUAUAAAGCUUUUUAUACGGAUUCGAAAAUACGUAAAAGGUACAAAGUUAAACUUAAGCCCUGUCCUUCUAAAAUACGUAGAAAUCUCCUUGCCAUGGCAAGUAAAGUGGCAAAAUUAAAUGCUUUGGAUGACCCAGUCGACUUACCUCAGGAAGAUACAGAUGUUGCAUCCCGUAUACAAAGUGAACAAAUAGUUGUACCCAAAAAGAAAAUUAGAAAAAAUCAAGACGUCGAGAAGGCAUUGAAUUUAUUGAGUCCAAAUCAGAUUGUUGAACCGCAAAAAACGACAACAGAAACUUAUCCAAACGCAUAUUCAAUCCAAGAACUGCCACUUCCUGUGAGCUAUAGGGCUUUUAGUCGGCACAUUCUAAAUCUGCCAGAUAUUGUGGACAAAAUGUUGUGUUCUAAAGAAUACAGCGGUAUGAGCAGGAAAGAAUGCUCGCAAAAGUAUUACAAAGCUUUUUAUACGGAUCCGAAAAUGCGCCAAAAGUACAAAUACAAACUAAAGCCCUGUCCUUCAAAAAUACGUAGAAAUCUCCUUGCCAUAGCAAGUAGCAUAAAACAAACUAAGCCCUUGGGUGACUCAAUAGGCUCGCCCCAAAAAAAUAAGGAUAAUGCAUCCCGUAUACAAAGGGAACAAAUAGUUAUAUCAAAAAAGAACAUUAGGGAAACAAAUCAGAACCUCGGGAAAACAUUGGACUUAUUGAGUCCAAAUCAGAUUGUUGAACCGCACCAAACCUCAACAGAAACAGAUCUAAACGCGUAUUCAAUCCAAAAAUCACCACUACCCGUGAACUUUAAGGAUUUUAGUCGGUAUAUUCUCAAUCUGCCAGAUAUUGUGGACAAAAUGUUGUGUUCUAAAGAAUGCAGCGGUAUGAGCAGGGAAGAAUGUGCAAAAAAGUAUUACAGAGCUUUUUAUACGGAUUCAAAUAUACGUAAAAAGUACAAAUACAAAUUAAAGCCCUGUCCUUCUAAAAUACGUGAAACUCUUCUUGCCAUUGCAAGUAAUGUGGAAGAUUUAAAACCUUUGGAUGACGCGCCUGACUCGCCUAAAAAAGAUACGGAUAUUGCAUCCCUUAUACAAAGCGAACAAAUAGUUAUAGCCAAUACUGUGUUACCUGUGAACUUUACGGAUUUUAGUCGGCACAUACUCAAUCUGCCAGAUAUUGUGGACAAUAUGUUGUGUUCUGAGGAAUAUAGCGGUAUGAGCAAGGAAGAAUGCGCAAAAAAGUAUUACAGAGCUUUUUAUACGGAUUCGAAAAUGCGUAAAAAGUACAAAUACAAACUGAAGCCCUGUCCUUCCAAAAUACGCAAUAAUUUCCUUGCUAUGGCAAGUAACGUGAAGCAAUUGAAACCUUUGAAUGACACACCCGAAUCGCCUCAAAAUAAUGCAGAUAUUGCAUCCCUUAUACAACGCAUACAAAUAGUUAUACCCAUAGGGAACAUUCUUUACGAGUUCCCAGUUUCGUUUCAAACAUUCCAGAAAUAUAUUAACUACGAUGAACUAAUUGUUGAACUUGCGCUCUGUAGCUCAAAUUCCACAGCAACAUUGGCUGAUAAAGAAAUGUGCCUAAAUUUACUAAAAGAUUUCUAUUAUUCCUUCUACAUAAAUGGCGAAAUUCGCUCUCAGUUUAAAUACAAUUUCAAAAAAGCUCCAAAAUACUUGCAAAUAAAUUUAAAUGCCAUGGCGGUUCAACUUAAUAAAGUAGAUGAAAUUGAAGGAUUGACAAUGGUUGAUCCGAAGCCAAAUACUGGCAUCAUGCCACGCUCUAUUCCUGCGGUUUUUACUAAAACUUUUCCAAGGCGGACAAUCGGGAGCUCUUUCGAUGAAGGGACAAUGUUGUCAACUGAGGGUAUAGCAACAAAUUUAUUGAAUACCGAAAAACAUGCGCUCAAAAGCAACACUAAACUAACCGCCGUGAAGGCAUUGAAUUUAUUGAGUCCCAAUCAGAUUGUUGAACCGCAAAAAACGUCAACACAAACAGAUCUAAACGCCUAUUCAAUCCAAAAAUCACUACUACCUGUGAACUAUAAGGUUUUUAGUCGACAUAUUCUCAAUCUGCCAGAAAUAGUAAACAGUAUGUUGUGUUCUAAUGAGUACAGCGGUAUGAGCAAGGAAGAAUGUGCGAAAAAGUAUUACAGAGCUUUUUAUACGGAUUCGAAAAUACGUAAAAAGUAUAAAUACAAACUGAAGCCCUGUCCUUCCAAAAUACGCAAUAAUCUCCUUGCUGUGGCAAGUAACGUGGAGCAAUUGAAACCUUUGGAUGACCCACCGAAAUCGCCUCAAAAUAAUGCAGAUAUUGCAUCCCUUAUACAACGAGAAGAAAUAGUUAUACCCAAAGAGCACAUUAGAAAAACUCAAGAAGACAUCGAGAAGGCAUUGAAUUUAUUAAGUCCCAAUCAGAUUGUUGAGCCGCAACAAACCUCAACAGAAACAGACCUAAACUCCUAUUCAAUCCAAGAAGCACCACUUCCUGUGAACUAUAGGGCUUUUAGUCGGCACAUUCUAAAUCUGCCAGAUAUUGUGGACAAAAUGUUGUGUUCUAAAGAGUACAGCGGUAUGACCAGCGAAGAAUGUGCGCAAAAGUAUUACAGAGCUUUUUAUACGGAUUCGAAAAUACGUAACAAGUACAAUAUAAAAUUAAAGCCAUGUCCUUCCAAAAUACGUAAAAAUCUCCUUACAAUGGCAAGUAACGUGGAACAAUUCAAAUCUUUGGAUGACACACCCGACUCGCCUCAGAAUAAUACAGACCUUGCUCCUCUUAUACAAAACGAACCAAUAGUGAUAUCCAUAGAGAACAUUCAUUACGAGUUUCCAGUUCCGUUUCAAACAUUCCAGAAAUAUAUUAACUACGAUGAACUGAUUGUUGAACUGUCGCUCUGUAGCUCAAAUUCCACAGCAACAUUGGCUGAUAAAGAGAUGUGCCUAAAUUUGCUAAAAGAUUUCUAUUAUUCUUUCUACAUAAAUGUCGAAAUUCGCUGUCAAUUUAAAUACAAUUUUAAUAGAGCACCGAAAACGUUGCAAACCAGUUUAAAUGCCAUGGCCAUUCGACUGGAAAAUGUAGUUGAAAUUGAAGGAUUGACAAUGGUUGAUCCAAAGCCAAAUACCGGAAACAUGUCACUGCCUAUUCCUGUAGUUGUUACUAAUACUUUCCCAACGCAGACAACCGAUAACUGCGUCGAUGAAGGGCCAAUGACGACACCUGAGCGUACAGCGCUCAAAAGCAAAACUAAACAAAACGUCAUGAAUUUUGUGCCAACAAAUUUGCGGGAAUACAUAACUUGUAAGCUGAAAUGUCCGCAAAAAAGUCUUGAAGUGGAAAAGUAUUUUUUAAGCACCUUUGAUAAGCGGGAAGAGCUUAAAAACGCUGAAGAUCAAUUUUUUGCUGACAAUAGUGUGGAACACACAAUUCAGUACCUGCUCCAUAAUACGCACGGUCGAGCAAUGCAUAUUUGGCACAUACUCUCGAAGCUGAGCCUUGAGGAGUUUAGAGCUCAUACAGGCAUAUAUAAUGCACAGGAAUUCUACGAGAAUAAUAACAUCUUAACGCUUUGCUAUAAGCACGUCAUUGAAAACGGUUGUUGGCCUUUAAAUUUGUAUGUGAAAAUGGAAACGUUCCGCCAACUCCUACAAGCCAAAGGCAUAGAAAUGCCACUUUAUGAAUUUGAGCACAUUUCGCCAAAAAUUCUGCAUUGGUCUGAACUGCAGCUUUACACGAACUUUGAAGAAAUAGUCGAGUCUCACUAUUCUUAUCAAACUUCCAAGAAAAUCGAAGAUUAUGUGAGCUUACUCAAAGAAAUGGAAAAGCUGUACACUCAGUGUUGGCUCCAUAAUCAAUGGAUACACCAAGUUCCAAAAAUUACAGAGAGUCCGUUGAUGGCUGUAAAAUCUCCUGCAGCUGUAAGUGACUUACCAACGUCUGCUGAAGAACCUUCCCAUGUGCCAGCGUCGGCUCACUUGCAUUCUCACACUCUAAUUGAAAGCGAACCUUCCCUUCAUGUUGUUGAUAGCGCACCUACUGUUAAUAAGGCUGUUGCUACUGUUGCUUGCUCACCGGACCUUUUUCCAGUCGAUUCUAGUGGCGAAACUGUGGUACGGGAGACAUCGAAUGCAGCUUUGUUAACAUCAACCGAUCCACAAAUGGGAAUUUCUAUAUGUCCGCCUACUCAACUUGAUUCCUCCCACAUUGAAAAUACUACUGGCGCAGAGGCCCCUACGGCAGUGCACAAUAUUUCAAAUGAAAGUCCCAUGCCAGCUGCUAAACUUACUGCCCAAUGUGGCCAACAGAUCAAGCAAGAGCCAAUUAAAUGCCUGGAUAAGUUGCGCUUUGAUUUAAACAACAGUGAAAGCGACGAUUACGAUUGUGAAAGAAUUAACUCGGAGGAGAAUAUCAUAAUCAUUGACGGCGAAUCAGACAAUUCGGGUGGAGAAUUGCAAUGUUUUGAAAUACCAAAAGGUCGUGACUGCACAUUGCCGAACGCCUGUGUAGAUAUUCCUGAUCACACGUCAAUGUUGGUUGAUGAUAAUGAAUCUACUGCGGGAGAGGUCCAACAGAAUUCUGCAAAUAUUGUGCGGCAAGCAACAACGGACAUAUUGAAAACUGGGGAAGUAGAAGCUUUCAAUGCUUCCGCUGCAGAACACUGUGUUGCAUCGGCUAACCAAUUACCAAAUGGACCCAUAUUCACUCGUCCAGCGUUAGCGCAAACUUCGGCUAAACGCUCAAUCCCAGCUGCUCCACUUCCAAAUGACCAGCCACAACAGCCACCAUUGCAACCAACCAUUACAGUUUCACAGGUUUUGGCAACUGAUAAUUCGAUAUUCGAUUCGACGCAGAUAAGAGUUGCUUUAGGGGAACAAAUGGACCCAUCGCGAAAGAGGAACACAUAGCGGCCCUUGCACAACUAUCCAAGCAAAUUGGAUUGUUAAAUUGUUAAAUUCGCCUAUUGCUAUUCCACCUGUGAGUCUGCAUUAUUGUUAAACUGUUUUAUAUUUUCUACAAUAAAACAAGUAGAGAAGCUAAA